Molecule: messenger RNA, 2476 nt
Organism: Rhinichthys klamathensis goyatoka
Lineage: Eukaryota; Metazoa; Chordata; Actinopteri; Cypriniformes; Leuciscidae
Gene: prkx
Product: protein kinase X-linked
Exons: 8
Coding region: 547-1620 (357 amino acids)
Biological process (GO): protein phosphorylation
Molecular function (GO): protein serine/threonine kinase activity; ATP binding
Source: RefSeq, a predicted model, not a curated record
CUUGCCGCUGAGCGAAUCGAUGUUUUGAAGGGGAAAUGGGUUCCGAUUUCUUGAUGGGUACGGAAGGGGGAAGUAAAUAAUUUAAAUGUCUCUCUGGUAUCUGGCAAUUUACAUUGGGGGACCAUCAACCAGCGUUUAUACCGCAUCCUUGAAAAUGUUCGACUGGAUAAACUGCCUGGAUUCGUAAGACUUUAAGUUUGAAUCUUGUCCACUCCUGUCUUUGUUAACGUGCAGUAGUCGCACCGGGAACGUCCGUAAUAAAGUAGAGAAUAAAUGACAGUCCCGUUGACAUGAAUCGCUUAACAUUUUAAUGACAAGGCUGUUUACUAGUCUAGUCUAUUGUUCUGAUACAUUUCUGUUUGCCAAGCGAUGGAAAGCAGAGGGUCACAGUCUGGUUUGUGCGAACAAAGGAGAUGUUAACUUGACCAAAACAGAUCAAUGUGUAUGUUAUCGAUAGCGCGUUUUCCAAAAGCGGAAAUUCUGGAUUUGAUAUCUAGAAGUGGCCAUUAAUGUGGCUAGAGUUAGAUUGGUCAUAUACGGAAGAAGAUGGCAUCAACCAAAGGCAAAGCUGGAAUAAAUAAUGAAAGCAGUUCUGGUCGGGAUAGUGGCAGGACAGACGCAGGCAGUCCCACGAUAUCCGCAGGGGCCGCAUCCCUCACCACCAACAGGACCUACACACUAGAUGACCUGGACACCAUUGCCACUGUUGGUACAGGAACCUUUGGAAGGGUUUUUCUGGUGAAGGAUAAAAAGACAAGAGGUUUCUUUGCACUGAAGGCGAUGAAGAUCCCAGAUGUUAUUCGUCUAAAGCAGGAGCAACACGUACAUAAUGAGAAAGAGGUUUUGACGGAGGUGAACCAUCCUUUCCUUGUCAGACUGUACUGGACGCAUCAUGAUGAUCGCUUGCUGUACAUGUUGAUGGAAUACGUGAAUGGCGGUGAACUCUUCAGCUAUUUACGCAGCCGAGGACGUUUCAGUAACAGCACCGGAAUGUUUUACUCAGCUGAAAUCGUGUGCGCCAUUGAAUACCUUCACUCCAAAGAAAUAGUCUACAGAGACCUGAAACCAGAGAAUAUACUGCUGGACAGCGAGGGGCACAUUCGACUGACAGAUUUCGGGUUUGCUAAAAAGCUCACAGAAAGGACCUGGACUCUAUGUGGUACUCCUGAAUAUUUGGCUCCUGAAGUGAUCCAGAGUAAAGGUCAUGGGCGAGCUGUGGAUUGGUGGGCUCUCGGUGUGCUCAUCUUUGAAAUGCUAGCAGGGUAUCCACCAUUUUUUGAUGAUAAUCCUUUUGGCAUCUACCAGAAGAUUCUAGCCGGAAAGCUGGAGUUUCCACGGCAUCUGGAUUUCUAUGUAAAGGACCUAAUCAAGAAGUUUCUGGUGAUUGACCGGGCAAGAAGGCUUGGAAACAUGAAGAAUGGGGCUGAUGAUGUGAAAAAGCACAGAUGGUUUAAGUCAGUAGACUGGGAGUCUGUGCCCUGUAGAAAACUUAAGCCACCCAUAGUUCCAAAGGUAUCUCAUGAGGGCGACACGUCUAACUUUGACACCUAUCCAGAGGAUGAGUGGAAGAAGGACACACCUGUACCAGCUAAGGAUCUGGAAAUUUUCAAGAACUUCUGAAAGGAUAUUCUUUUUAAUGACACAAACGACAGGACUUGGUAGAAGAUAAUGAAUUGGAGCUAAAGGUUUAACCUAGCCAUUCAGGGGACAUUAAAAGGUCAUAGUUGUAUUAUUAUAGGUAUGUCUUCCCUGCUUGUCCCUGAGUCCUGCACACUUGAGAAACAGAAAUAGACUUCUUGUGAUCACCAUUAUUGGCAUCAUAAUUAUCAUCAAACGAAUAAGGAGGAAACAGUUUAUCACUUCAGCAUCUACUAAGUGAUGAAUAACAUCAUUCUUCACUGUCUGAGUCUCUUUAUAUUAUGCAAAAAUAUCAUUUAAAUUAGCAAUAAUAACAAGGUUCUGUUUCAAGGUCCCUAUUGCGGGAUCUAUUCUAGACAAUGUCUUCGCUUACCUGAUCAUGUAUGGUCAUGCUUUUGUUAUGACUAUAUAUCUUGAAAAGCUUGCUGAAUCAAAACUUUAAGCCUGACACAUUUUCUUUUCUGGUUAUCUAAACUUACUGUGUUGAUCCUUUACUCUUACAUGGUUUAUCUAUAUACAUUUCAUAACAUAAGGCCUGUUUCACACCGGACACUUGAGCAGGCACAUACUCAAAGCAGCAGCAUAACUGCAACACGCUUUUACUCUCACAGCUUUUCAACUGCGUAACAAAACUGCCAAUCUAUACUAAAAAAUAAAUAAAUAAACAGUCAAAUUUAGUUGUUACUAUUAUAAAUAUUUCCUUUAAUAACGGCCAUACAUUUUAAAAUGGUAAUUUUUUUAUUCAAUAAAAAUGAUUACAAAAAUGUAUAGUCUGAAAUGUAAUUACAUGAGGCUGUGGGCCACAUCCAAAUAGUCAUUAAUCUACACAGAACAGAAC